Messenger RNA from Suillus paluster, 789 nucleotides. RefSeq lists its product as uncharacterized. NCBI's taxonomy places the organism in Eukaryota, Fungi, Basidiomycota, Agaricomycetes, Boletales, Suillaceae. The record is from RefSeq and is a predicted model, not a curated record. The transcript has 6 exons. The annotation marks the transcript as partial.
AUCAGCGCUUCCAAACGCAUGUUCGUUAGCUAAAUUUAUCUGAUCGGUUCAAUGCGAACAUGCAGCAGGCGCUUGUCAACCCUCGUCCCAUCCACCACCCUCUUACCCCUCCUUUUUGCACCUAGAGACUCUUUGAACUCAGAUUCAGCUGUUCGAUGAAGAAAAGGUUCACGCGUCUGCUGAAGGGAAGCAGCUCAAACCCUGAUUUGCCUGUGGCCGGUGGAAGUCAGCUGUCUCCACCUUCGGGCGAUAGAUCUCACAGAGGACUUUCGAAGUUCCAUCCCAAAUCCUGGCGCAAGUCGACCAACCCUUCCGCUCUAAGCGCUCAACACUCUCCGAACCCUGCAAGUUCCAGCGCACAGGAUCUCCUGCCCGCUCGGAUAGGCCAAGAUCCUUUACCACUCGUCGUUCCUGCUCCCAAAUCAGAUCCUGACCAGUCUGCCAAUUCGAGCACUGCAAAAGUCGAACUACUUGAUCCAAAGUUGAAAGAAAGAAUCGCCGACGCCACCAGGGGUGAGGGGGACAUGAAGAAUAUCUCAGGAGUGACCCGAAAUAUAGCUUCAUCAAACAACCACCUACAAUCCGUUCCCAGUGCGAUCGACACGACGUCCAAGAUUCUUGAUUCCUUGAGGUUGUUCACCUCCGUCGCUGACGGACUUGCAAAUGUCCAUCCAUAUGUGCAGGCGGUAUUGAGUAUAUUUACCAGCGCGUCCAAGAUGAUUCUCGAUCAGGCAGACCGCGAUGCCGCUGUUAACGAUCUACUCGCGAAGAUAUCAGACGUUUAUGCUU